AGCCAGGUGCGCGAAUGAUUCGGGAGGAGGGAGGGCGGUGGCCGAGGCUCGCUUGGCUGCGCUCCCCGCCCCUCGGAGGCCGGCCCUCCAGCGCGCCCCAAAGGUCCACAGCGCUUGCGGUUACUGAGCGCUCAAGCCGCCGGCCCCGACCCAGGCCCAGCAGCUUCCCAGGCCCGCACCCGUAGUGGAGGGAAGAGCCGCCUUGGGGAGGAGGGAAAGGGACCUGGGGGCGGCCACGGCAGGUGAGGGGUGAGCGAGGCCCUGGGAAGCGGGGGAUGUGGGUGUGUGACGCGUUUGUGGCUGCAGGGUUAACCUCCAUUUCAGCUAAUCAUGGGAGAGAUUAAAGUCUCUCCUGAUUAUAACUGGUUUAGAAGUACAGUCCCCCUUAAAAAGAUUAUUGUGGAUGAUGACGACAGUAAGAUCUGGUCGCUCUACGAUGCAGGCCCCAGAAAUAUCAGGUGUCCUCUCAUAUUUCUCCCUCCCGUCAGCGGAACUGCUGAUGUAUUUUUCCGGCAGAUUUUGGCUUUGACUGGAUGGGGUUACCGGGUUAUAGCUUUGCAGUAUCCAGUUUAUUGGGACCAUCUUGAAUUCUGUGAUGGAUUCAGAAAACUUUUAGACCAUUUACAGUUGGAUAAAGUUCAUCUCUUUGGGGCUUCUUUGGGAGGCUUUUUGGCCCAGAAGUUUGCUGAAUACACUCACAAAUCUCCCAGAGUCCAUUCUCUCAUCCUCUGCAAUUCCUUCAGUGACACUUCUAUCUUUAACCAAACAUGGACUGCAAACAGCUUUUGGCUAAUGCCGUCAUUUAUGCUCAAAAAAAUCGUUCUUGGAAACUUUUCAUCUGGCCCAGUGGACCCUAUGAUGGCUGAUGCCAUUGAUUUCAUGGUGGACAGGCUGGAAAGUUUGGGGCAGAGUGAACUGGCUUCAAGACUUACCCUGAAUUGUCAAAAUUCUUAUGUGGAACCUCAUAAAAUUCGGGACAUCCCUGUAACCAUCAUGGACGUGUUUGACCAGAGUGCACUUUCAACUGAAGCUAAAGAAGAAAUGUACAAACUGUAUCCUAAUGCCCGGAGGGCUCACCUGAAAACAGGAGGCAAUUUCCCUUACCUGUGCAGAAGUGCAGAGGUGAAUCUCUAUGUACAGAUACAUUUGCUGCAAUUCCACGGAACCAAAUAUGCGGCCAUUGACCCAUCAAUGGUCAGUGCUGAGGAGCUCGAGGUGCAGAAAGGCAACCUUGGCAUCAGUCAGGAGGAGCAGUAGCUGUUAGAGUUGGCUCUUAGUGAUGAGUGAUCCAGUGUGUCCGUACAAUCAGUGACAUCAGUGCCCACCAGUCGGCCUCUCUCUUCGGUUUGUCAGGUUCACCGGUUAUCACUGUGUUUGGAACUAGGACUGAUUGAUUGUCAUCUUCGUGACAGGCGGCAGCUCUUCUAAGCCAGUGUAACUAUUCCCUCUUCAGUUUUUUUAGCUUUUGAACUUAACGAAGUACUUUUGAAGAUUCCCAUUUUAAGAAUUGUGAAAAUUUUGCUACCAAAAGUCUUCACCACUGUGUUGUUAAGUGAAUAUUAAUUUCUGAAUUGGGGGAUUCUGUGGAUUUUUUUCCUUUCCUUUCUGUUAUUUGCUGUAAAUGCUACACAUCCACAUUGUGUAUCAGAAGGACAUUGGUUAUUUUUAUGCUUUCUUGGUUAUAACUUAUCAGAGUGCCAAGGCUGUCACCCACUGUUUGCUCUCCUGCAAAUGAACUACUUCUAAUUUCCAGUUAAGCAGAUUGUUUUCAGUUUGGGCUGUUGUCUUUAUACCCAUUACAGUCUUUGGAAUAAAAAUUCAAUUUGA
Molecule: messenger RNA, 1827 nt
Organism: Orcinus orca (killer whale)
Lineage: Eukaryota; Metazoa; Chordata; Mammalia; Artiodactyla; Delphinidae
Gene: SPG21
Product: SPG21 abhydrolase domain containing, maspardin
Exons: 9
Coding region: 331-1257 (308 amino acids)
Cellular component (GO): cytosol; trans-Golgi network transport vesicle
Molecular function (GO): CD4 receptor binding
Source: RefSeq, a predicted model, not a curated record